CGAGCCAAACAAGAAAUGGGUUCCUCAGAAAACAAAGGGGCGGUGAACCAACCUUUGCUGGAGUCCUAUAAACCGGCGCUGCCGGAGGCGGCGGAGGAGGUAAGCUCCGAGCUUGAGGAAAUACUGUCGGACGCCACCUUGUCGUGGUGGCGCCGCUACCAGAAAGCAAGUGUAAUAGAGUUGAGGUACUUUUUCCGGCUGGCGGGCCCAGCUGUAAUAGUAUAUUUGCUGAACAAUGUAACUUCAAUGUCAACUCAGAUAUUUUGUGGGCAUUUGGGAAAUCUUGAACUUGCUGCUUCUUCGCUUGGAAAUAAUGGCAUCCAGCUUUUGGCCUAUGGUCUCAUGCUGGGAAUGGGAAGUGCAGUGGAAACAUUGUGCGGGCAGGCGUACGGGGCCCACAAAUACGAAAUGCUUGGAAUAUACAUGCAAAGGUCGGUAGUCCUACUAAUGGUAACAGGGCUUCCCCUAAUGCUUGUCUACAUAUUCUGCAAGCCAAUAUUGCUCCUCCUCGGCGAAUCAAAAUCAGUUGCCUCUGCUGCUGCUCUCUUCGUCUACGGUUUGAUACCUCAAAUAUUUGCGUACGCCGCAAAUUUCGCGAUACAGAAAUUCCUGCAGGCGCAGAGCAUAGUGAACCCGAGUGCGUAUAUAUCGGCCGGUGCGCUGGUUGUGCACAUUUUGAUGACGUGGGUUGCUCUGUAUGUGUUCGAGUGGGGGCUAUUGGGGGCCGGUUUGGUUCUGAGUUUGUCGUGGUGGAUUAUUGUUAUUGCUCAGUUUGUCUACAUUUUGACCUCCGAGCGUUGCAAAAAGACGUGGAACGGGUUCAGUUUGAUGGCUUUUUCGGGGCUUUGGGAUUUUUUUAAGCUGUCUUCUGCUUCGGCGGUGAUGCUCUGUUUGGAGACUUGGUAUUUUCAAGUUCUUGUUUUGAUUGCCGGUUUGCUGCCUGACCCUGAAGUUGCUUUGGACUCUCUUGCUAUCUGUGGGACAAUCCUUGGAUGGGUAUUCAUGAUCUCAGUGGGGUUCAACGCUGCAGUUAGUAUAAGGGUUAGCAAUGAACUCGGAGCCAAACACCCAAGAUCGGCUGCUUUUAGUGUGGUGGUGUCUACCGGAACAUCUUUCAUCAUAGCGGUUAUUUGUGCAAUAAUCGCAAUUGUCUUCCGCCAUCAAAUGAGUUAUGCCUUCACCUCCGGCAAAGUUGUUUCCGAUGCAGUUUCGGACCUUACCCCGCUUUUAGCCGGCGCCAUUGUGCUUAAUGGAAUCCAACCUGUUUUGUCCGGUGUGGCUGUUGGGUGUGGAUGGCAAGCAUUUGUUGCGUAUGUGAACGUCGGUUGUUACUAUGUGGUCGGCAUUCCAGUCGGCGCAGUUCUCGGUUUCAAAUUUAACCUUGGCGCCAAGGGAAUAUGGGCAGGGAUGCUGGGAGGCACGCUCAUGCAGACCUUAAUACUAAUAUGGGUUACUCUCCGAACUGAUUGGAAAAAUGAGGUGGAAAAGCAAGUAUUCGGAUAGACAAAUGGAAUGAUUUGAAAGAGAAACUUCCUAUUGAAUGAUUCAUCACCAGAGGAACUAUCUGUCGUUUAUAUAUAUAUAUAUAUAUAUAUAUAUAUAUAUAUAUAUAUAUAUAUAUAUAUAUAUAUAUAUAUAUACACUAGUGAUGGAGCACCGCGCAAGGCAUAGUUCCAAACUUCCAAGUAUGUGAGAUGUUUGUAUUCAUAAACUUUCAAGUAAAAAAUAUAACAAAAGUUAAUAUGAAUAUAUAAAUACAUAAUUUUAUA
Molecule: messenger RNA, 1769 nt
Organism: Erythranthe guttata (spotted monkey flower)
Lineage: Eukaryota; Viridiplantae; Streptophyta; Magnoliopsida; Lamiales; Phrymaceae
Source: RefSeq, a predicted model, not a curated record